Messenger RNA from Boleophthalmus pectinirostris (great blue-spotted mudskipper), 2412 nucleotides. RefSeq names its product cGMP-dependent protein kinase 2. The record is from RefSeq and is a predicted model, not a curated record. Bases 1 to 2412 code for a protein of 803 amino acids. NCBI's taxonomy places the organism in Eukaryota, Metazoa, Chordata, Actinopteri, Gobiiformes, Gobiidae. The transcript has 21 exons. Gene Ontology annotation, molecular function: ATP binding; cGMP-dependent protein kinase activity. Gene Ontology annotation, biological process: protein phosphorylation.
AUGCUGAUCUUUGGAGUCCAGACGAUGGGAAACGGUUCAAUCAGACCAAGAGCUGAAGAUCUCAACCACGACCCAGGUCCAAGUCUUCUGAGGAGGCGUGUACUGGAGCUGGAGCUCGAGCUGCGUCAGAAGGACCAGGACUUCAGGACUCGUUUGGACCAACUCCAAAAAGAACUGGACUCGAAAACCUCCCAGAUCCACAAACUCCAGGACGCGCUGGGACACCACCAGGGCAGCCAGGACUCGUUCCCGCGGCGGCGGGUGUUCAGUGCCAUUCAUCGCGCUCAGAGCAGUUUCCAGCAGGUGGCGCUGGAGGUUCAGCGCCGACUCAGGGCCAAAGACGGAGUCUCCGCUGAACCCACCUCUGAGUCCUUCUGUCCUCACAAGUCUCCAGACGAACUCAGGUCAGGAGGUUCUGCUCAGGUCAGGAGGUUCUGCUCAGGUCAGGAGGUUCUGUUCAGAACGUGCCUGAUGAUCACGGAGGCUCUGCUCCUGUCGGGUGGUGGUUGGUUGGUGGUGGGUGGAGGUUCUCGUGGGUCUGGGGUUCUCCUGGUCACAUGUUCUCCGUUCUUCCGUAGAACGUGCCUGAUGAUCACAGAGGCUCUGCUGCAGAACGACUUCCUGAAGGAGCUGGAGCUGAGUGUUCUUCAGGAGAUCAGUGAGAACAUGUACCAGAGCGAGUACAGCGCCGAGCAGACGGUCGUCCAGGAGGGGGCGCCAGGAGGUUCCUCUACGUACUCACUGGGAGUUCUUGCAGUGGAACAGUCUGGUCGAUUUCUGGGGCAGAUGUUUCCAGCGACGGCGUUUGGAGAACUCGCCAUUUUAUACAACUGUAAAAGAACCGCCACAGUCAAAGCCGUGUCUCAGUCUCUGGUCUGGGCUUUGGACCGUCUGAGUUUUCAGUCCAUCGUGAGGAGGACGACUCAGCAGCGCCACCUGGAGCACUGCAGCUUCCUGCGCAGUGUGUCUCUCCUGAAGGACCUGCCUGAGGACAUGUUGUCUCGGAUCGCAGACUGUCUCCAGGAGGAUCACUACGACAGGGGGGAGUACAUCAUCCGUGAGGGGGAGGAGGGGGACACCUUCUUCAUCAUCGCCAAAGGACAGGUGUUGGUGACUCAGAGCUCUGAGGGCUUCACCGAACCUCAGGAGAUAAAAACUCUGUCCACAGGAGAAUAUUUCGGAGAAAAAGCUCUCAUCAGUGAGGACGUUCGUUCUGCAAAUGUGAUCUGUGCAGAAAACGACACACACUGUCUCGUCCUGGACCGAGAGAGCUUCACUCAGAUGGUCGGGAGGCUGGAGGAGCUUCAGGAGAAUCUGAGGAGCUACGUGGAAGAACUGUUCCUGAACGACCAGAGGAGGAACAAGAGUCCAGACCAGGACCUGGACCAGGACCAGGACCUGGACCCGGACGAGUCCUCAGACCUGCUCAGACUCAGAGACAAACUGGACCAUCUCAGACCGGACCAGCCUCUGGACCAACUGCAGCUCAUCGCCACACUGGGCAUGGGCGGCUUCGGACGAGUGGAGCUGGUGAAGCUGAAGGACGAGGAGAAGACCUUCGCUCUCAAAUGCAUCAAGAAACAUCACGUGGUGGAGCACAAACAGCAGGAGCACGUCUUCUCCGAGAAGAACCUCCUACAGCAGAUCAACUCCCCCUUCAUCGUCAGGUUCUUUCGGACUUUCCGGGAUCAGAAGUUUGUGUAUCUGCUGUUGGAGGCGUGUCUGGGAGGAGAGCUGUGGACCGUCCUCAGAGACAUGGGUUCCUUUGAUGAGUCCACGGCCCGGUUCUGUUGUGGUUGUGUUCUGGAGGCUCUCGAGUUCCUCCACAAGAAGAACAUCAUCUACAGAGACCUGAAACCAGAGAACCUGCUGCUGGACCAGGACGGGUACCUCAAACUGACGGACUUCGGGUUUGCGAAGCGUGUGGUGAGCGGGAGGAAGACGUGGACCUUCUGUGGGACUCCUGAGUACGUUUCUCCUGAGAUCAUCAUGAACCGAGGACACGACUCUGCGGUCGACCUGUGGGCGCUGGGCAUCCUGCUGCACGAGCUGCUGACCGGCAGUCCUCCCUUCAGUGGUCCAGAUCCCAUGAAGAUCUACACUUCGAUUCUUCGCGGGGUUGAAAAGGUCGACUUCCCCAAAAAGAUCCGGAAACGACCUGAAGACCUCAUCAGACGCCUCUGCAGGUUGAAUCCUGUGGAAAGACUUGGAAACAACAAGAACGGAAUCAACGACAUCAAAAAACACAAGUGGUUUCUGGGUUUUCAUUGGGAGGGCCUCAGGUGCCGACAACUCCAGUCUCCACUGCACAGACAGGUGACGGGUCCCACAGAUCACAGUCACUUCGACGUGUUUUCUCGGGACACGGACGAGCCUCCGGACGAGCUGUCGGGCUGGGACCAGAACUUCUGA